This is a messenger RNA of Panicum virgatum (switchgrass), 1198 nucleotides long. RefSeq names its product chaperone protein DnaJ-like. The record is from RefSeq and is a predicted model, not a curated record. The coding region runs from base 188 to 994 and encodes 268 amino acids. Lineage: Eukaryota; Viridiplantae; Streptophyta; Magnoliopsida; Poales; Poaceae. The transcript has 4 exons.
CUAGCGCGCGCCGCGGCCGGGCAGGGCUUCACUGCUGGGGAGUCGAGGGGGUCCGCUCCGCCGCGUGCAUGGCCGCCGCCAUAGUCGUCCGCCGAUCGGGGAUCGUCGUCUAGUCGUUUGACGCCGGCACGCCGCCGCGUUCCGUUGGGCUGGGCUGGCGGGCUGGGCGGGGCCGGGCGAUCGAGCAAUGGUGGGCGCGGGGAGGGAGCGAGACGCUGAUACGGCGGCGGCGGACAAGGCGCAGGCGGCGCGGGAGGUGUGCGCGGCGUCGUCGGCGUUCGCGUCGUGCCCGCACCGCCGCCGCUCCCCGCGCGGCGGUCGGCCGCACUUCGUCGACUGGUACCUCGUCCUCGCCAUCGGCGAGGCCGCGUCGGAGGACGCCGUGCGGCGGCGGUACCGGCAGCUCGCGCUGCAGCUGCAUCCGGACAAGAACAGGCACCCCAAGGCGGAGGUCGCGUUCAAGAUCGUCUCCGAGGCGCACGCGUGCCUGACGGACAGGGCGCGCCGGCGGGCCUUCGACGCGGAGCGGCGCGCCAGCUUCUGCGCCGCGUGCCACGACCGCCACGCCGCCGGCGGCAGGCUCCGCGCCACGGCCGACAACAAGCAGAGGGCGGCGGCGGGGUCCAGGAGCAAGCAGCAGACCCGCGCCGCGCAGGCGCUGCGGGACGUGCAGAACCGGCUGCGGGACGAGUGCCGGGUCAUCGACGGCUGCCUGCGGGCCAACACCGCCGCGGCGUGCGCGCGCCGGCGCCAGUCGUUCUCGUUCCCGCUCUUCGACCCCUCCGACCGGCGCCGCUUCCCUGACUACCCGCACGUCCGCCCGCCGCCGGCGCCGCCGUUUGGCAACGCGGAGUUCUGGCGCUUCGAGGAGCGCCUUGGGCGCGGGGAUAAGGACCAGAACCAGAGGUGGUGGUGCAGAGGCGAGUCGCCUGUCUACGAGAUCAGGACGGCGGCGGCCGCAGAGGGCACCGCGCGAACCAACCGUGCGUGGUGAAGACAGCGUUAGCAUAAGCACAUGUUUUUUUGUUAGUUUCCUUCUUUUCCAUCUCGGGAAAGAAGCGUUCAGAUUUACAUUUAGAUCCAUAAUCCUUCAUCUUUGUCAAAACUUGUUUUUAGAUCAAAAGCACGGAACAUACCCGAAAAGCAUUUUUCAAUGAGAGAAGUUAUCUGAAGGUGACAGAAUCUCAGAUCCGGAUCC